Messenger RNA from Ornithodoros turicata, 2874 nucleotides. RefSeq lists its product as uncharacterized. The transcript is spliced from 17 exons. The coding region runs from base 1010 to 2827 and encodes 605 amino acids. The record is from RefSeq and is a predicted model, not a curated record. Lineage: Eukaryota; Metazoa; Arthropoda; Arachnida; Ixodida; Argasidae.
UCUCAUACUCCCGGCCAAUCGCCCUGUGUGGCUAAGGGCCAUUUCCUUUGUGGCUGAAGAAGAAGAAGAAGAAGACCUCUCGAGACCUUGCUUGCUGUUCCCAUGCAGUCACUACCCCUCACUCACUCACUUUUGACCAGCGGGCAACACUUCCUCAGCUCACCUGUCCUGUUUUCGUUUUUCGUCAGAAAUCCUACCAAGGCUUGCAUCAUCAUACAGCAUCGUAAGGUAUGGUAAGUAUCGUAUUCAGCGGUAGAACUAUAGCAACAUGUAGAUGGGUAGAAAUCCAGCGAACCGGCAGAGAAGUACGGAGGGAGUUGUCUCAGGAAAGGAGCCGGCGAUAUUUCGAACACAGACUGUUCUUCUGGGCACCGUCCUCAUCAUUGGCAUGGUAUUUAAAGGUUAGGUUUGACUUGUUAAAGGUUCAUGCUGUCGUGUCUUGUUCGGACCACAGCCAGUUCAGAACACUUUAUUGAUCACGAUGGCACUCGUGCCUUUACACAUGCGCCAUAGUGGCGACACUACAUUUCCUCCACGCAAAAAAAAAAAAAAAAAAAAAACAUGCUAAGACAAAACAGUAAAAUUUUGUCGAAUUAACAACUAUGAUUCUUUAAACGAGUUGGAAGUGCGCGUCUUUUGGUACUUCAACGAAGCUGAGGUGCGCAGUCUUCGUUGUUUUGUCUCAGGAAGGUUUGGCUGGCGUACCUGUGCCCUGGCAUGGACGACGAGGUCUUCUCUGGUGGAGCUCUCCUGCUCCCAGUACAUGGCGACGGGCGUCGAUUCCGUUUCGGGACUCCUUGAUUGUAGUAACUUUGGUGCCACGUACUUAGGUACUUUGGAAAACCUGCUUGCGUUCCAAAUUUUCUUAUCGUCCAACAGGAAGGAGUUCGGCCCUCAGUCAUUUUUGAAGUGAACCUGCAGCCACACAUGGGACACCUCAGCUCAGCUCGCCUGUUCAGCUUUCGUCUAUAAUAAGAACCACUACUCUGGGCUUCCAUACAACAUCGUAAUGGAUGCACAAGGACAGGGUUACGACCAAUACUACUCCGGCGUGACGGAGGGGUUCACCGACCAGACCGGAUACGACCAGUUCGGUGGAUAUCCUCAAGACUACUCUGAAGGGCAAUCGGGGUUUUUCGAGCAGGAUCAAUCGCAAUCGGGGUUGUUCGACCAGAGUCAAAUGCAGUCGGGGUUUCUCCAGCAGGAUCAAACGCAAUCGGGGUUUUACCAGCAGACUCCAAUUGGGACAACUCAGACCGAGACAAGUGACGACAGCACCACCACCUUGGUUGUCUGUGCCGUGUGUCUCCUCCUCCUGAUAGGGGGCCUUCUGGUCUUCCUCGUAUUUUCGACCACCGGGACAUCCGACACUGGCGACGUCCCUGACAGAAGGGGAGGUGGAGCGAGAGGAGGGGGAGGAGGAAGUGGAAGUAGCAGUAGCAGUGAACCUGGAGAUGCCGAAGAGGAGACAGACGUCAGUGUUAUUGAAGACAUAUACCCAACAUCAGCCAGCACCACCCUGAAGACUCCUGCUACGAGGAGGACUACACCGUCAACGACUACCACUACGACUACCACUACGACGACUACGACUACCACUACGACGACUACGACUACCACUACGACGACUACGACUACCACUACGACGACUACGACUACCACUACUACGACAACGACUACCACUACAACGACAACGACGACGUCUACAACGACCCCGCAUCCAAACUUCCAACCGUUGCUGUGCACCGUGGGGUCCCAGGCGACCAACAAGUACUUCUACCCAGAUAAAGAUCUCUGUGACAUCCUCUUCUUCACCCACAUCUACUGGGACGAGGCAGAAUCCAAGUGGACUCCUUCGUAUAUCCCGGAUGGUCGGGUGGCAUAUGAUACUUUCUUGGAGCACGUAAAGACCCGAGAACACAGUGGUGUCUCUUUCGAUUUCAGGCAUCUGAAAUCAAUAAACUCGCAGAUGGAUAACAGCAAACUGGAACUGUUGUAUACAAACAAGAUCAAGCAUUUCGGCGUCCUCAAUAUACUGAUCGAGGCCAAUGAAGGUUCUGCUCUUAUUCCUGUUAACGAUUUGUUCUCGAAGAUACAGACGAUUUUGAAGCAAGGUCACGCCUAUGGGGAAACAGGCCGUGGUACAGAAAACCCGAUGUACCUGGUAGCGGCUUUCAAGAUGAAGAACUUUGCCUCAGACAGAACAACAUUUGCCACCACAAUCAAGGACUUUGCUCAAAAUUCAAUAGCCAACUACAUCGUCGUGAACACUGCAAUCAACACCUGGCAUGGUGGCUGCAAGAGCUUCCCGCCAACGAUGUGGUCAGACUCCCAACAGACUUACCAGCCAGCGUUUGACACCGCAAUAAGGGACAUCCUUUCGAAGGCACAGGACUGGGAUAGCGACAAGUCCGCCCUCCUGGCUUUCUCCCUCGGCGUGUCCACCUAUUACUUUGAAAGUGGCCGCCAAGAGGCAUCGCCCAUCUUGGAAGACUGUAAAGAUUAUAUGAUGGUAUUCUACAAGCAGGUGUGCGACGUGAAAAAACCAACGGUUCCUCUGGGCUGCAAAUGCCAUUCCCACGGAUCUGGGCAAUACAUGUACGUUUGGGACACGCUGGAUGACAUUAACGAGAAGAUGAAUCUGUCGAUUGACACUUACAAGAGACCGCACUUCGGAUUCAUCAUCUUCGACACAGAGUUCUCAGACCUGGCGACUAGUGCAUGCAUAAGGCGUCACGGAACAUUUCCCCGCCUUCGUGCUGCCAGAGACAGGAUGAACGCAUACCACAAGGAACAGGAUCCAAUGGAAGCGCAGACUCAUAGUUGACGAGACUGCAUUCUGCUUUAUUAAAGGGUCUCUGACCAGAAGCUGGA